GUUCAACUUAACAACCAAUUUUGCGCUGCCGGCACUAUUUACUUCUGUAGAUUGCCGCAUCAGCUGUAUAUCUUGCCACUCUCACAACAAAUUCAAACCACGAUAUCGAGUUUAGCGCUGCACCACGAGACCUGCAACAUCCUUGAGUGGAUUGACACCACGAGAACAAUACAUUUCAAUCAUAAGAGGAGGACUGUUCACAGCCGCAUGGUGCAAUGAACGAAACGCCGCGACUGCGGUCGGCCUUCCCCACUACUCCCCAAACACAGCCUCGUUUCCGUACCUCAAAUCCCGACGACGGCUCGAGUUUUGGCUCGCCAGGUUCGCCAUUUUCUCGAAGAGCCGUGCCCGCCACGAAGCAGCCAACGAAGGUACCUGUAGAUGCCAGGUCCACGGGCCAGCCAUUUAUCCCGACAGAAGUAGUGGACGCUCCGUCGCAAAGAUUCUAUGUCUUCGCCUUUUACAUUGCUCUGACUGCAUGGAGACUAUACAACUCGUUCGGUGUGGAGAACGACCUUGACUCGACAUGGCUGUUCUUGAAAUGGAUAGGAAUAGAUGCUGCCUUCUUCGUGGCUCUUCCUGCCUUCAGAAUUCCCUGGCUGGAGUUUUCAUUUGCGACCACCUUCACAAUAUGGCUUUUGCAUGCUAUCGCGAAUGCCUUUCUAAUGUAUAGAAUCCCCCUUCCGCUGAUGUCCUGGUUAGGAGCUUUGGUCAAGGUUGCAUAUGAUAGGGAACUUGCAAUUUCAGAGACACGAGUCAAGCCCGCCGACAUUCUACAUAAUUCUUCCAUCAUUUUGGGAAAGCAAAUCAUUCAUAUCCUCCCGGAGGGCUCGGCGAUCCUGAACCCCGAGAAGAAAUCAUUUUGUCUGGAUUCUUCCAAUCCAACUAUCGAUAUACCCAUCCAAAUCAAUCAGACAACUCCCAUCUCAAUCGAAUUACAAAGAUUUGAUCUCGACACAAAUGAGGUGGAAACAAUUCUAAUCGGCAGCAAGCAAGCCAAGCAAAUGAAGAAGCAUGCUGAUGCAGGAAUCCCCAGGUCCGAGACUAACAGUCCUCGAACUUUGCGAUAUCCUGUAUCCAAAAAAGGGCUAUAUCAGCUCCAUCGUGUUAUAGACACGACGAAACUGGAAGUGCGAAAGCGGAGUUUUGAUGUUGCAGUUGUGCAAUGUCCCAAGGCUUCCAUCUCAACCGUUUCAGAAAAUCGGUGCACAGGAGAUCUCAGCAAUGUGGCAUUGCAACUGUCUGGUGUGCCUCCGUUCAAAGUGAAGUACAGCAAGACUGUCAAUCACAAGCAAUUAAGCUCAAUUGUGCAGAACGUUCAGCCGCGUCCAGACUCAGGCUAUGUUUCUGAAGAGGAGGCCGCUCAGGCAGUGGUGGAUCUCAACCGACCUCAGAUGGGCUGGACCAGGUCGACCACUGAAACCUUUGAAAUCAAUGAGUCGCUCCAUCAGAAUGGAAGCUAUUCGUAUACGGUAGAAGAGGUGGAAGAUGGCCUAGGAAAUAAAGUGACUUACGAUUCGAGCAACCCAAAGAACCCUCACGCUCCUCGAAUUCAAAGCCUGACUGUUCAUAACAGACCUCGGAUCGGCCUGAACUUCCCUGACUCCAAGCAAGGCGGACUGAUACCUGUACGAAGAGGAGUAUCGACCGGUCUCCCAAUAAGUAUUCAAUCAGCAAGCCGUUUACCUCCGUCCGAUUGGCCAUUGAAAGUUAAAUACACCUUUCAUCCGGACACCGAAGAUGAGAACGCGCCCACAGAAGAAUUCAGUUUCGAUAUGGUCAACGAUCGGUCACGGCCGCAGGUGCAAAAACCUGGACGGUACAAUAUUGAGUCAAUCGACAGCCAAUUCUGUCAUGGAGAGAUCGUGGAGCCCUCUUCUUGUCUGUUGUUCAACCCUCCAGAACCAGACCUCGCUCUCGAGAAAGAAGAUGUUUUUGACCAGUGUGCUGGAAUUCCCAUUGGCAUGAGACUGAACUUGGAUUUCACAGGCACUCCACCUUUCAAAGUGAGAUACACCAUUACUCAUAAAGGUCAGGCUCGUGUCAAGCAACAGUCGUUUUCUGGUAUGCGUGGUGGAAUUGAGCUCCUCGAGAAUGCGGCCGGCUCUUAUAUCUACAAUGUCCUUGAGAUUGAAGAUAGUGUUUAUGGCCCGAGAUCUCUGAAAGACAAGGAUUACGUCUUCCAGCAAGAUAUCAUGCCACCAGCAUCCGCAGCUUUUCACCCUAACGCGCAGGUUAUCAAGGCUUGUCUCGAUGAACCUGUCGCGGUACAAGUGGCAUUGGCUGGCCAAGGACCAUGGAAGCUUGAUUAUGAGCUCGUACACGGCGGCAAGAGGAAGAAGCAUAGCGUCCAAUCGGAAGAGGACCUGCAUACGAUCUUUUUCCCUGGUUUCAAGGAAGGAGGAGCCUAUGAUGUUGUAUUAACCGGAGUUCAGGACAAAUCAGGUUGCCGGACUCCUUUGAAAGAUCAACGAAAAAUCGAGAUUAGACCCGAACAGCCUCGCGCAGGCUUCGGGGAGAUUGACGGCAAACGAUCAACACUGGCGAUGGAUGGAAAGACGAUUCAAUUGCCACUCAGAUUGAAAGGCAACUCCCCAUGGGCUGUCCGCAUUCGAAACCUGGACCACCCUGACAGCUCUUUCGAAGAAAAAUUGUUUAAUGCCAACUCGGUGUUUGCAGUUGACAGACCAGGAACGUAUGAGAUCAUUUCAGUACACGACAGCUGCCCAGGUGUGGUUGACGCCAAAGCCAACACGUUCGAAGUUACCUGGAUACCUCGACCGACAAUGGCCAUAAAAGACUCCGAUGUCCAGGGAGACAACGCCGGAUCUGUACGAAAGCCUCCGGUCUGCCAAAAUGACGAAUCUUCCCUUUUCCUGGGCUUCAGUGGAAACGGACCUUAUCACAUCAAAUACCAACAGAGGUUUGAGCCACUAAAAGGCCCAGCAGCUGUAAGCAACAAGGAGGGCAGCUUUGCUGGGAGCAGUGCAACGAUCAACCUCGACACGAGUAGAGCCGGAGAAUAUACCUACUCACUGAACGAGCUCAGCGACAAUCGCUACCCACACGACAAGAGACAUUUCAAACCUCUCGUUGUCAAGCAGCAAGUGUAUGCUCCGCCAAGCGCCAAGUUCAGCGAGCCUGGCAAGACGUACGGGUAUUGCAAGGACGACCCAAGCUUCACAGCCAGCGUCGAAGCGGAAACCGAAAAUAUCCCCAUCACCUUCAACGGUGUUCCGCCGUUCAGUAUCGAAAUUGCCAUUGUCCACCACGGCGUUUCUUCACGACCGGAAAUCAUUCGUCAGAAAGACAUCCAGUCUAGCACGUACGCAUGGCCCUUGUCUCGAUCCACGCUUGAUCUAGGCACGCACAGCGUAUCAAUCCGGUCUGUGAGGGACAGCCGUGGCUGCGAAAGUAUUCUCGAAUCCGACCCUUCAUCCGUGCGCAUCUUCGUGUCGUCCCCACCUACGAUCCUCGCCCUCGAGUCGCACGACGAUUUCUGUGUCGGGGAGCACGUGUCAUUCUCCCUCAGUGGCCAACCACCCUUUGACGUCUACUAUACCUUUCAAGGUCGUGAGCGCAAGGCUCAUGUUACUGGAAACGAGUUCAGACGUCUCGCCGAGUCCCCUGGUGAUUUUGUAAUCACUGGUGUCAGCGACAAUGCCAUGGGUAAUGGCAAAUGUCGAGCGAGAAAAGAGAUCAAAAAGGUCAUUCACCCUUAUCCGACCGUCGAAAUGGGCCGCGGCAAGACUCUGGUCAGCGAUAUCCACGAGGGUGGAGAAGUCGACAUCAGUUUUUCAUUUACCGGAACGCCACCAUUCGAGUUUACGUACAUACGAUCCGAAAACGCCAAAAGAAGCAGCCGCUCUGCUCCCAAAGUGUUGGAGACUCGGCACGACACCUCCGAUGCGUUUACCAAGGUGAUUCGUGCCAGCGACGAGGGUGUCUACGAGGUCGUCAGUAUCAAGGACAGAUAUUGCUCGUACACGAAACCGAGCCACAAGAAUUCCGGUGGUGGGCCCGGGAAGAAUGGUGGGCAAAAGAGGUUGACCUAUUGAGACCUGUUCGGUUUUUUCACCUCGGUCUUGGUGUUUCCCAGUCCUCAAUUUUACCUGGUCGUCGCGAUGGAUAUUGGUGUGUCGGUGGAUCCAUCUACUGUUGAACUGCUUGGUGACAUCUGAAAGAACGGUCAGUGGGAGUAGUCUUGUGUGAUGGACAGCGGAUUCUCACUGGAAAAGAAUGAAAAGGGUCUCGAGAGCGAGAUAGAAUUUGUAGUUGUGGGCGGCGCAGGGUAGGGAGGGCGGUUGACUCUUUUCCCAUCCGCCAGGGCAUAGAAGAAUCGAGGCAUUGGACACACGCACACACACACACAAGAAUCAAACCAACCAAAGUGUCAAAGGGAAAAAGUAGGUGGUCAUCAGGACAGAGGGAAGAAUGGCUUUCUUGUUCAUUUUUGGAGAGGCCAAGAUAGGUGGCUGGCUAGCUAGGGAAUUUACAGCGAUGAGAACUCGAGGUAGCAGACAGCCCCCCAAAAUCUUCCCUGGA
Exophiala oligosperma is the source of this 4545-nucleotide messenger RNA. RefSeq lists its product as uncharacterized. Bases 216 to 4058 code for a protein of 1280 amino acids. Gene Ontology annotation, molecular function: structural constituent of nuclear pore. The record is from RefSeq and is a predicted model, not a curated record. Gene Ontology annotation, biological process: protein import into nucleus; nuclear pore organization. The transcript is spliced from 2 exons. Gene Ontology annotation, cellular component: nuclear pore transmembrane ring. NCBI's taxonomy places the organism in Eukaryota, Fungi, Ascomycota, Eurotiomycetes, Chaetothyriales, Herpotrichiellaceae.